GGUCUUUUGUGAACGAUACAUCAUCCGAAUAGCCGGGAAAAUACAAUAACAAUUUAUUUAUUUCUAAAAAAAAUAUAAAUGAACUGUACAAUUAAUAUUUUUUUGUAAAGCCUGACAUAAUGAUCCUAUAAUUUGCAUUUAACUAUCAAACUAAGAGUAGAAGAAACAACGAAUAUUAAAAACACAAGGCGUUGCUGAGAAGCCAGAAAAAUGCUGUUUUUGCUCUUUUUUAUUUCGAUACUCUCCGGAUGGUCUGCUGCCCAAGAAGCAGAUCCAAAUGGAUACAUUGCAUAUUGUCCAUGCAUGGGUCGUUUUGGAAAUCAAGCUGAUCAUUUUCUUGGCGCCUUGGCUUUCUCAAAAGCCUUAAAUCGCACCCUUAUACUGCCGCCAUGGGUUGAAUAUCGUAAGGGAGAAAUGCGUUCAAUACAAGUACCAUUUGACAAUUAUUUCGAUGUGGAAGCUUUGAAGGACUAUCAUCGGGUCAUUCUAAUGGCUGAUUUUAUGGAAGAGUUGGCACCCAUAAUUUGGCCGGAGGACAACCGUAUAUCCUUCUGUUACAUGGAACGAAAAAGUUUCAGCAAAAAAGAAGACAUAGCCCCAGGCUGUCAUGCCAAAGAAGGGAAUCCUUUUGGUCCAUUUUGGGAUACAUAUAAUAUAGAUUUUACGGAAUCUGAAUUUUAUGGUCCUUUACAUUUCGAUGUACAUCACAGCAAUAUGCCGGAAAGAUGGAAUGAACGGUAUCCCGCCUCCAAAUGGCCAGUAUUAGCUUUUACUGGAGCUCCGGCCAGUUUUCCUGUGCAAAAGGAAAAUCGAGAUUUACAUCAAUAUCUUAAAUGGAAUAAAAAGAUACGCGAAGCGGCCACUAAAUUUAUUAAGAACACCCUUCCAAAGGGAGCUUUCUUGGGUAUUCAUCUGCGUAAUGGCAUCGAUUGGGUAAGGGCAUGUGAUCACAUACGCGAUACCCAGCAACUUUUUGCCUCACCCCAAUGUUUGGGCUAUAAUAAUGAGAAGGGUAAUCUCUACACUGAACUGUGUAUGCCACCCAAAGAACAGAUAAUACGUCAAAUUAAGAGGCUUAUUAAAAAUGUCAAACAAGAUCAUCCCAAGAAUGAAAUACGUUCUAUAUUUGUAGCUUCAGAUGCGAACCAUAUGAUCAGCGAAUUGAAUAAUGCCUUGCAACGCAUGGACAUAUCGGCCUAUCGAUUGCCCGAGGACAAUCCACAUUUAGAUUUAGCCAUAUUGGGUAUGGCAAAUCAUUUCAUUGGCAAUUGUAUUUCAUCAUACUCAGCUUUUGUCAAGCGGGAGCGUGAUGUGAAGGGAUUUCCCUCCUAUUUUUGGGCAUAUCCCAAGGAAAAGGAACGUCAACACAUGAAAGUCCAUGAAGAACUUUAAUACUCAAGUCAACCGCCCACCUCCGUAUAGUAUUAGUAAUCUCAACCUAAAGCUUAAGACCGAACAUUCCGAGACAACAAUGGUGUUUUGAUAAUGGUCACCACCCAAUUGAGGGGGUUUCCACAAUUUAUUAUCAUUUUAAAUAAAAUAUAUUACCGUCAUACAAAAUUUAAA
Messenger RNA from Musca domestica (house fly), 1566 nucleotides. Its product is annotated as GDP-fucose protein O-fucosyltransferase 1. The record is from RefSeq and is a predicted model, not a curated record. The transcript has 2 exons. Gene Ontology annotation, molecular function: peptide-O-fucosyltransferase activity. Gene Ontology annotation, biological process: Notch signaling pathway; protein O-linked glycosylation via fucose. Lineage: Eukaryota; Metazoa; Arthropoda; Insecta; Diptera; Muscidae. Bases 211 to 1392 code for a protein of 393 amino acids.